This is a messenger RNA of Drosophila guanche, 730 nucleotides long. RefSeq lists its product as uncharacterized. Lineage: Eukaryota; Metazoa; Arthropoda; Insecta; Diptera; Drosophilidae. The transcript has 2 exons. The record is from RefSeq and is a predicted model, not a curated record. The coding region runs from base 165 to 557 and encodes 130 amino acids.
UUCAAUGUAUAAACAAAAAAACACAAAUAACAAAUUUUAAACACGUUUUUCUUUAACUUUUUGAAUAGAAGUGUAAUAUUAUUGUGUAUGUGGAGCUGUUGUCGCUUCACAGUGCUGCUUACGAGGAAGCAAUAUAUAUUUGUAGAUAAUAACUAUUCGAAAAAAUGUCAAAAUCUGUUGUAAAACAAAGCGAUGAGUCGCUAAAGGAGGCUCCCUCAGCCCGACAAUGCCAGCGCCGCUUUGGAUCCAUGCACGCUGGACCAAAGGCGGCGCAAAAGAAGGUGGCGCAACGGAAGGCGGCUGAAAAGAAGGUGGCGCAACGCUGGCGAACAAUGUCACCAGAGCACCGUGCACGGUACCUUAGGUCUGGCUAUCGAUCCGAGAUCCCCGUAAGAGCGAUUAAGCAAGCAAAGGCACAGGAUGCCAUGGCCAGUUCGACUGUUUUUAUACGGGAUUGGUCUGAUUCCUCAACGGACGAGGACGAGGAGCAACACGCCUCCUCCAAGAGGUGCAGGAACAAGAAGUCAGCUGUUGCAGCAAAGCGCAAGAAAGCCUGAGAACGAGCUUCAGGCAAGCGUUAUUUAAAAAUAAGGAAAACCAAUCAAAAUUUGCAACUCAGCGGAGCUCGAAGACUCCGCUUAAGGCCACUCGAAAGGUACAGAACAUAAUUGUAUCAGAAUAUUUUAUAAGCUAAUCAAACACUCAAAAUAUGAUCUUUUUUGUGAGUGUU